AUGGGAGCAUGCCUCACAAAACCACGGUGUUCUCAAUGUUUGGAAGACUCGGAUUUCUAUUGCCACACCUGUGAUAAAAAUUUCUGUGUCUCGUGUAAGGAGAAACAUGUGAUAGACAUAGACACUAAACACCACGAUGUAGCGAUUGGCUGUUUAAAGUAUGGCGAUCGUAUGAUACCAGAGUCAUGUGAGAGGCACCCAGAUAGGAUAUAUAAAUACUGGUGCCUGUCUUGUCAGUGUCCAAUCUGUGUCAUAUGUAAUGGUCACCGGAGUCAUGAAAAAAUUGAUUUGGUAAAAACCUUCAAGACUUGCAUACAACAACAAAGAGACAGAAUUAUUCGCAUUAGAAGAGAGAUUCUACCAUACAAUCGUGCUCUCCUGGCACAAAUUAAAUCUGAUUUUAAAAGUUGUAUUACAAAAAUAUGCAACCUCCAGUUGGAUAUGAAUUCCAGGGUCCAGAACCUGAAAGAUCAAAUAGAAACAUAUACAGUUCUUAAGAAUAUAAGUAGCUCAAAUCCCUAUUUUGUCUUGAAGUUACAGCAAAGAAGAAAUGUGACAUACAUACAUAAAUAUAUACAAAGAUAUGAAGAGUCAGAAAACAGACCAGUACAAUUCCUCUUUUUCUUAAAACUAGUCCCCGUCCCCAAGAUAAAGGACAUUCCCGCUACUUUAGCGAUAUCUCUUACUACGGAAAUGAACAUGGAGGAUAUUGCAGUGCUGUUUGGAAAAAUUAAGAUCAAAGAAACAGGGAAAAGAAAGGUAGGAAAUGAAGAUCUGUUUAAAGCGAUGUCUGCUGCCGUGUUACAGAAAUCGAUUAACGUGACCGAUGUGAGAGGUGGUAUUAGUCAUAUUUCCUGUGUCAUGCCAGACCGAGCCUGGGUCAAUGAUAAUAACAAUCUUAUCUUGACCAAUAGAACAGGCGAAGCUCUUUCUCUACUGACAGAUAUAUCAAGUCCGUAUGGCAUACACACAGUGACAAGACACGGAGCGAUUUGGUACGACAAAAGCGAACAGAGAUAUACAGAGGCUAAUAUAACCCGAUACAACAGCAAAGGACAACAACUCCAAAUCAUCCAGCACAACAACAAGGGUGAGAACCUGUAUAGCGAUCCUAUAUACAUCACGGAAAACAGGAAUGGAGAUGUUAUUGUAUCUGACAUGUUCCGUCGUACAGUAGUUGUGACAGACUGUGAAGGAGGAUAUCGCUUCUCCUACAGAGGGUCACCAUCAAAUUCAGGAUUCUUUGUACCGAAUGGAAUCUGUACAGAUGCGCUGUCAAACAUUCUAGUGUGUGAUGGAUACUCGAAAACCGUACAAAUGAUUGACAAAGAUGGUUGCUUUCUGUCACUGCUACUGACAGAACAAAAUGGGAUAAACAGACCCGGAGGGCUAUGCUAUGAUGAUAAAACUCACCUUCUUUGGGUCGGGUCGUGGUGGGACAACACAGUGUGUGUAUAUAGAUACAUACAGUCAAAGGAUUUCCUAAUUAGCAGUUUUGAUUAA
Molecule: messenger RNA, 1503 nt
Organism: Saccostrea echinata
Lineage: Eukaryota; Metazoa; Mollusca; Bivalvia; Ostreida; Ostreidae
Exons: 2
Coding region: 1-1503 (500 amino acids)
Molecular function (GO): zinc ion binding
Source: RefSeq, a predicted model, not a curated record